AACCUGGGCUCCCGCCCCGCCCAUCCAGCUCUCCCGCUCGUCUGUGCCCGAGGCGGCGGCGGCGGCUGCCUAGUGACAGCGGCGGCGGCACCAGGCCAGCCGGAGCAGUGUAGGGUGGUGCGGCCCUGAAACGCAGACCCGGACAAAGGGCGGCGUGGCGCGAGGAAGACCCGACCCGGGUCGCGCGUGAGGGGACCUCGCGGGCGCGGGGCGAGAGUCCGGCGUGAGGGAGCGUCCAGGCGGUGGCCGCCGGCGGCUGGGUCCCGCCUGCCGCCGCCGGCAUGAGCCACAUCCAGAUCCCUCCCGGGCUCACAGAGCUGCUGCAGGGCUACACCGUGGAGGUGUUGCGGCAGCAGCCGCCCGACCUUGUCGACUUCGCGGUGGACUACUUCACCCGCCUACGCGAGGCCCGCUCCAGAGCCUCCACCCCGCCCGCCGCCCCUCCUUCCGGCUCCCAGGGUCUAGAGCCCGGCCCUGGCCUUGUCGCCGAUGCGAUCGCGGACAGCGAGUCGGAGGACGAAGAGGACUUGGACGUUCCAGUUCCUAACAGAUUUGAUCGGCGGCGAGUAUCAGUCUGUGCUGAGACCUAUAACCCUGAUGAGGAAGAGGAGGAUACUGAUCCAAGGGUGAUUCAUCCUAAAACUGAUCAACAGAGGUGCAGACUUCAGGAAGCUUGCAAAGAUAUUCUUCUUUUCAAAAAUCUUGAUCAGGAACAGCUUUCUCAAGUCCUCGAUGCCAUGUUUGAAAGGACAGUCAAAGUUGAUGAGCACGUCAUUGACCAAGGAGAUGAUGGGGACAACUUUUAUGUCAUUGAACGGGGAACCUAUGAUAUUUUAGUAACAAAAGAUAAUCAAACCCGCUGUGUUGGUCAGUAUGACAACCAUGGCAGUUUUGGAGAACUAGCUCUGAUGUACAACACCCCGAGAGCUGCUACCAUUGUCGCCACUUCAGAAGGCUCCCUUUGGGGACUGGACCGUGUGACGUUUAGAAGAAUCAUAGUGAAAAAUAAUGCAAAAAAGAGGAAGAUGUUUGAAUCAUUUAUUGAAUCUGUGCUGCUUCUUAAAUCACUAGAGGUGUCAGAACGAAUGAAGAUUGUGGAUGUAAUAGGAGAAAAGAUCUAUAAGGAUGGAGAGCGCAUAAUCACUCAGGGUGAAAAGGCUGAUAGUUUUUACAUUAUAGAGUCCGGCGAAGUGAGCAUCUUGAUUAAAAGCAAGACUAAAGCAAACAAGGAUGGUGGGAACCAAGAGGUCGAGAUUGCCCGCUGCCAUAAGGGGCAAUACUUUGGAGAGCUUGCACUGGUCACCAACAAACCCAGAGCUGCUUCGGCUUAUGCAGUGGGAGAUGUGAAAUGCUUAGUUAUGGAUGUACAAGCAUUUGAGAGGCUUCUGGGGCCCUGCAUGGACAUCAUGAAGAGGAACAUCUCACACUACGAGGAACAGCUGGUGAAGAUGUUCGGCUCCAGCAUGGAUCUGAUAGAUCCUGGGCAGUAGGUGUGCCACACCCCAGAGCCUUCUCAGUGUGACACCAAAACCUUCCAGUCAGCCACAGAACACAAACAGAAAAUGUGACAGAACCGUUCCUGCUGUUGCCACCACCACUGCCAUUGCUAUGGCUGUGGGCGUUUAGAAAACUUGGAAGUCAGCACUAAAGGAUGGGUAGAGGUUCAACCCACACCUCCACUUUGCUUCUGAAAGCCCAUUAUUAGACCACUUGUAAUGAUUACUCCAACCCAGUUUUCACAUCUUUGGUUCAAAAUGGCAUGUCUCUCCAAAAAUUUAAGUGCCUGAUACAAAGUCCAAAGUGUAAACAUCUUCCUUUCCUCUCUUGCUGCUACUGUUGCUUUUAGAAGUUACCACAGGUUGGCACAAACCUGUUGUAUAACUGUAGACACCCUCCCCCAACCUUUUAUAGCCUUCCGUUUCCUCAUUUGUCCUUUGAGAAAGUCCAUAACUGUAGCCUUUGGCUUUACCAUCAAAAAUGGUGGCAGAUGUGAUGGAGGUCUGUGGUCCUGUGGCAUUGUACUGUCUGCUGACAGUGGCACACAUGACAGCUGUCCCCAAACUCUCAGUGAUGCUUAGGGAGAGACCCUGCCCAGGGCCCAGCAGGUCAGCACCCCAAAGCACACUGAUCAGACAUCGGAACCCACGUUAGAGCAGAAAAUUUGAGUUUAGCACAUUUUACAGGUAGCAGAGAGCCAGGGAAGGUUUUCUGGGUUGGGGGCGGGGGUGUUUUAUUUUGUUUUAGUAGAUUUUGUUUUGUUUAAUCUCUGUGCAGUUUGCAUGAGUGAAUUGCUGUCCAUUUAUAAGGAGCUGGGGUCUGGGAGUGCCAUCACUGUAUCUGACCUAAAUACUUUCCUGGGCAACUCCUGCCCAUCUCUUAUUACCAGUUGCUCUUACUGAUGGCAGUGUGCUGGCAAAGAGAGACCUUUCCCUCUACUCCAGAGUUGUUAUGUAGCUUUGCUGUUGAACCAUCAAUUUUUAAACUCUUUAAAGAAGCAGCAGCUAUUUUUUUGGAAAAAAAAACCCAA
Messenger RNA from Orcinus orca (killer whale), 2527 nucleotides. It is a transcript of the gene PRKAR2A, whose product is annotated as protein kinase cAMP-dependent type II regulatory subunit alpha. Gene Ontology annotation, molecular function: cAMP-dependent protein kinase regulator activity. Gene Ontology annotation, cellular component: cAMP-dependent protein kinase complex. Gene Ontology annotation, biological process: regulation of protein phosphorylation. The coding region runs from base 282 to 1490 and encodes 402 amino acids. The transcript is spliced from 11 exons. The record is from RefSeq and is a predicted model, not a curated record. Lineage: Eukaryota; Metazoa; Chordata; Mammalia; Artiodactyla; Delphinidae.